This is a messenger RNA of Aethalodelphis obliquidens (Pacific white-sided dolphin), 4406 nucleotides long. RefSeq names its product zinc finger protein 664 (gene ZNF664). Gene Ontology annotation, biological process: negative regulation of transcription by RNA polymerase II; regulation of cytokine production; regulation of immune system process. Gene Ontology annotation, molecular function: DNA-binding transcription repressor activity, RNA polymerase II-specific; RNA polymerase II cis-regulatory region sequence-specific DNA binding. Bases 1118 to 1903 code for a protein of 261 amino acids. NCBI's taxonomy places the organism in Eukaryota, Metazoa, Chordata, Mammalia, Artiodactyla, Delphinidae. The record is from RefSeq and is a predicted model, not a curated record. The transcript is spliced from 6 exons. Gene Ontology annotation, cellular component: nucleoplasm.
CGGAGGCGUCUGGGUGUGCGGAGCGCGCGCGCGCGGCUUGGAGGCGCACCUGUGAGGUGUCCCUUGAGGAGAGGGAGGGUGGGUGCGCGGAGUCCGCGGCCUGGGGCGCUUCAACCCCUCACUUGGAAGCGCCUCGCGUCCCAGCAGAGCCAGCCGAGCAUCCUACUCAGGUGAUGAGGAACCCUCCCGGCACCCAGCGCAGAUCGCUGCUGCCGCUGGACGCCUCCAUUGUUUGACCAUAACAAGGGCCGGAUUCUCAACCCAGCAGGAUCCCGAGGCUUUUGUUGCCCUUCAGCCACUGUGGGCCCUGCCUCUGCCUCUUCUUCUGGAAUGUCUUGGGGGUUUUGACUUCUGUCACUGUGCUCCAGAAGCAACAUUUUCCCUUCUGAAGUUCCAAGUGGAGUGCGUUUUCCUUCGUGUGCCUUUUAUGCAGGACAGCUGCUUCUCAUACUCACAUACCUGCAAAUCCAAGAGACACGUCUCUCUGGAAGAUAAGAGCUCCUUCCUCAAGAUCAAAAAAGGAGACUGCCGGAGUGACACCUGCAUAGGGAAUCCUCACCAGGAAGGACUGACACACCUGGACCCAAGGCGCUGGCUUCCUGGGAGGCUCCUGUCUGAUGUGCAGGAGGCAAGAUGUCAUUGUGACUCUGCAAGGGGAGGCUCCUGGUGACCGAGACCAGCACGCAGUAUCGCACCCUUGGCUACAGGGGACACUGUGCAGACCUUUUCCUGCAACUGAGAAGUACGAGAUUAUUCUGCAAGAGGAAGAUUCCAGGGGCUUAAAAACGCAAAGGUUUCUACCUUGGGAGCCCCUUGGAAUGUUGGCAGCUCAGGAUCUCAAAGAAAGUUCUGUGUUAACGAGUUACAAAGUCCACGUGGAAGUAAAUGUCACUUUCUAAUCAAUAAUAAUACCGAGUGAGGAGCACUAUGCAGGGAGGAACCUUCCAUAGAAAGACAGGCAGGGGAGAGCUUAGGCCGGCCUCGAACCUCCCGAGCAGAGCCAGCCUGAGAUAAGCACCAAAAUGGCCAAGUGAGAGACUCUGUGAAAUAGCAGCCCUGUAAUUGUAGUAGUUGUGAGGAAAUCUUCUCCGCUAAAUCACGAUACCAAAUAGGAAACAUGAUCUACAAGUGCCCCAUGUGUAGGGAAUUCUUCUCUGAGAGAGCAGAUCUUUUUAUGCAUCAGAAAAUUCACACUGCUGAGAAGCCCCAUAAGUGUGACAAGUGCGACAAGGGUUUCUUUCAUCUGUCAGAGCUCCAUAUCCAUUGGAGAGACCACACGGGAGAGAAGGCGUAUAAAUGUGAUGAUUGCGGGAAGGACUUUAGCACCACGACAAAGCUCAAUAGACACAAGAAGAUCCACACGGUGGAGAAGCCCUAUAAGUGCUACGAGUGCGGCAAAGCCUUCAACUGGAGCUCACACCUUCAGAUUCACAUGAGAGUUCACACAGGUGAGAAACCCUAUGUCUGUAGUGAGUGCGGAAGGGGCUUUAGCAAUAGUUCAAACCUCUGCAUGCAUCAGAGAGUCCACACCGGAGAGAAGCCCUUUAAAUGUGAAGAGUGCGGGAAGGCCUUCAGGCACACUUCUAGCCUCUGCAUGCAUCAGAGAGUCCACACAGGAGAGAAGCCCUAUAAAUGCUAUGAGUGUGGGAAGGCCUUCAGCCAGAGCUCGAGCCUCUGCAUCCAUCAGAGAGUGCACACCGGGGAGAAGCCCUAUAGAUGCUGUGGGUGUGGGAAGGCCUUCAGCCAGAGCUCGAGCCUCUGCAUCCAUCAGAGAGUGCACACGGGGGAGAAACCUUUCAAAUGUGAUGAGUGUGGGAAGGCCUUCAGUCAGAGCACCAGCCUCUGCAUCCACCAGAGAGUGCACACAAAGGAGAGAAACCAUCUCAAAAUAUCAGUUAUAUAAAGCGUUUUGCUAAGAGAUAAAAAUCCUAAAACCCAUAAGUGCCACUAGGAAGGAAAACCCUGUAAAUACCUACAUUGACCCAAGAAAUUUUUACAGCAAGCCCCAGCAGAACAUUGUUUUCCAAGAGGCACGUGUGAGGUUGAUUUUUUGGAUUCAUGCCAAGUGUGUUCCACAGCUUGACUUUGAAUCUGGAAUCCCUCCCCUCCGCGUGUUUGCCCAGGACAGGCUGUGAGGUCCCAGUCGUGGGUGUGUGUUUCCUGGGAUUCUGGCGCGAUGCCUCCAUAGUUGAAACACUACACAGGAAACCAUGAUCCUUGCCCAGCCUCCUGAGUCACCUUCUGUCUACACUUUACCUAAAAGUCACCCCAGAUACUCCCCCAUUUCGGGAGCUCAUGACCGACCUCCUCUUGAUCCAAGCAUACUGGUGAAUGCAUUUGAAAACGGCCAGCUCCCGCGAAGUAGUGUUCUGGUAUUGCUGAGGUCACCACUCGAUUCAGCCUCUACGUAUCUGUCCAUAUAUCCCGUUACUUCUGAACUCACUGUACCUGUAUAUCCUCAAAAUACCCAUAAAUAUCCACCCCUUCCUAGAUGGCAUUAAAUUUCAUUUUAGAUUUUAGGUGACUCAUAAUUUCCAUUUACUUUGUCUGUUGGCGAAAUCAUUGGCAGACAUACAUGCCCUUGAACUUUAAUUUUGUGAAUUCUGCUAAUCACUGUGUCUCUAUGUUAGUCAGACUUAAUUUUCUAGUGGCUACAUCACAUAUUUUUAACUUGAAUUUUUUUGGAAAUAGCUGAAUGUAAAUAGGGAGGAAGAAGCAAGCAAAGUUAGAACUCUUCUCCAUCCAGAAUUGCCCUCUCAGGCUCCUUUGGUAACAAGGGGAGCCCCUUACUGGCUUGGGGAGACCAUAGGAGAAGCGGAUGGUAGGAGGCCUCACUAAUAAUAGUCUCUGAUUCUGUGAUUUUGGGGCAAUAAUGUGUAGGAGUCCUCGAUACCUUUUCAUUGAGGAUUACAUAUCAGUUCCUUUGUAGGCAUGAACUUUCUUCAUUCAUUCAACAAGUAUUUAUUGAACACCUCCUACGUGCCAGGCACUGUGCCAGGUACCGGGAAUACCACUGAGUAAGACAGACAAGGGCCCCACUCUCGUGGCGUUGACUUCUGGUGGAGGAGACAGAUGAUAAGCAAGUAAACAAAUAAAUAAUGUAGUUUGAGGUAGUGAUUAAGUGAUACAGAGAAAAUAACCUAGGGUGAAGAUUUAGAGCAGUGGGGGUGGGGCGGGGGGCAGCGGUAGGUAGCGGGCAGGGAGGCCUUUCCGGGGGCAGCACAGGGGCGGCUGCAGGGGGCUCGCGGUCCUGCCGGGGAGCUUCCGGAGCAGGAGGUGGCGGCCGGCGGUGAGGGCAGCGUGCAGCGGGGAGGGGGAGAGAUACUGAGCUGCUCAGUAUCCUGACAUUUAUAGGCCUUUUUUUUUUCUUUUUUUUUUUUUUUUUCUGGCUAGAUUGGUAUUAAAAACUCAUGUGGAGGAACUCAAGGAAUGUUUAGAAGACCAAAAGUCCCCAAUGACAACAAAAAGCAACUAAUUUUUAACUUUGUUUCCCUUCUCAUUCCUAUUCUCGUUGAUUUCCCACAUGUAGUCCUUUUGCUCAGGAAGUCUUUGGGGAAAUUAAGGCUCUUUGAAAGCUCUGAAAUGGGUGUUCAGGUUAGCGGUCUCUGUCCACUGUCUGAGAGGUUGGAAAAUGAACUACCCGAAAUAGUCAUCGAAAUACUGAAACGAAGCUUGAUUUUCUCUUCAUAUUUGAAUUAAUUUCUUCUGUUUGACUGGAAGGGUUUCUUGUAUAACUAAAACCUCAAUGCAUAAAGGAGAUUUAAAAGGAGCACAUAACUUACUGGGUGAGCCAUGAAACUGGAGGUGGGAUUUGGGGGUAAAUUUGUUACCAUCUGAAUUUUGAUCCAGACAUCUCUGUUAACAGGCCCUUGGGAAGUUGCUUCUCAUGUUUCCUCAUUUUCGCAAAGAGAGGGCUGGCUUAGUUAUUUGAUAAAGCCCCUUCCAGGCCUGAAUUCCUCGACUACGAUUUACUGUAGUGUCUUAACACACUUCCAUGUCACAGUAGUGUGGAGCGUUAGAGAAAAGCCUAGACUUUUAGUUGAUAGAGAGCCAGUUGAAAUAUCACUGAUAGAAUUAUAGGUUUAGGAAAAAUUGGUUUGAUUUGUAGCUGUAUUACUGUUAGGUAUGUGAGCUUGGGCAAAUUGCUUAAUCUUUGAGUCUAGUUUUCUCACUUACAAAAUGAGGACAUUAGGCUAAAUGAUUUCUGAGUUUCCAGCUAGUCCUAGAGUUCUAUAUUUCUACAUAGUUGAAUUAUUUUAUCAUGCUGUUGCUGGGGAAUAUGACUAACACUUUUGAAGCUACUAAUUUUAUGUCGAGCUUUAAAGUCCAUAAUUGUUAUCUUCGGAAAAUAUUAUUUGACCUACAGUAUGUCCAAAUCAAUUUAAUAAAAUCACUUUAUAACAGGG